GGAUAUCUAUCAUACAUAAAUGAUGCAUCUAUAUCACUUUCCAAGAUCUUUUUCCACUAAAAAAACACCACAAUUAACAAUCUCAACAACCUUGAUUAAGAAAACAACCUAAAGAUUUCGACCCAUUUCUUUUUUCACACCUGUUUCCUCCAUCUUUGCGGCUACUCUGUUCUUGCUCCAUCAGGUGUAAUUAGGUGAAUUUCAGUUUUGUGACUGGAGGAAACCCUAAAUGGCAACAUGUAUACCCUCAUCUUUAAUGCCUUUAGAAACCCGAAAUCGAAUGGGGGCAUUGACUGUUUUCGGUGGGAGAGUGAGUUCCUUAAAGAUAAUUGAUGACAACAAACAUGCGAACAACGCUAGCCACAAGGUUUCUUAUAAUCCCCAAAUUAAAUGUAUGUCGAAUUCGCACAACGUCAAUCAGUUCAACAGUAAAGAUAAGUUUCUCGAUCUUCACUCCGAAGUUUCGAUGCUUCGAGGCGAGAAAAACAACAAGAACGACAACAAUACUGUGAUUAACCCGAGUGUUACUGAGAUUUUGAGAGAUUCACCGGGUUCGGGUGGUUAUAAUGAGGCGAAGAUUAAAGUGAUCGGUAUAGGAGGGGGCGGGUCGAAUGCGGUGAAUCGGAUGAUCGAGAGUGAGAUGAAGGGUGUCGAGUUUUGGAUUGUGAAUACCGAUGUUCAAGCGAUGAGAAUGUCUCCGGUUUUCCCUGAACAACGGUUGCAGAUCGGUCAAGAGUUGACCCGUGGGCUCGGUGCCGGUGGUAACCCUGAUGUCGGUAUGAAUGCGGCUAAAGAAAGCCGAGAAUCCAUUGAAGAAGCUGUUUACGGUUCCGAUAUGGUUUUUGUAACCGCGGGAAUGGGCGGCGGGACGGGUACGGGUGGGGCCCCUGUGAUCGCCGGGGUGGCAAAGUCAAUGGGCAUAUUGACCGUCGGUAUCGUCACAACUCCGUUCUCAUUUGAGGGUAGAAGAAGAGCGGUUCAAGCGCAAGAAGGAAUUGCGUCUUUAAGGGAAAACGUUGACACUCUUAUCGUAAUUCCAAAUGACAAAUUAUUAACGGCAGUUUCUCCGUCUACACCCGUAACAGAAGCUUUUAAUUUGGCUGAUGAUAUUCUUAGACAAGGUGUUCGUGGCAUCUCGGAUAUAAUAACCAUACCAGGAUUGGUUAAUGUCGAUUUUGCUGAUGUACGAGCAAUUAUGGCGAAUGCGGGCUCGUCGUUAAUGGGGAUAGGAACCGCAACUGGGAAGACAAGGGCAAGAGAUGCUGCGUUGAACGCAAUUCAAUCACCUUUGCUAGAUAUUGGUAUCGAGAGGGCUACAGGAAUCGUUUGGAAUAUAACCGGUGGUAGUGAUUUGACAUUAUUCGAGGUGAAUGCUGCAGCCGAAGUCAUAUACGAUCUUGUGGAUCCAAGUGCCAACUUGAUCUUUGGAGCGGUCAUUGAUCCAUCGAUAAGCGGUCAAGUUAGCAUAACUCUUAUAGCAACCGGGUUCAAACGACAAGAAGAAAGUGACGGACGGACUCUCCAGGGUGGUCAGGCGGAUGCAGUUGGAAUGAACCGACGAGCACCAGCAUUCACAGAAGGCGGCUCAGUAGAAAUCCCAGAGUUUUUAAGGAAGAAAGGACGCUCACGCUAUCCUCGAGCGUAAAUUUAUAAUUUUACUUUUUUGCCCUUGUGAUAUACUAAGUAUGGUUGUGUAGGUAGAAGAUUGUAAAGUGGUUGGCAACUAUAUUACUUGCUGCCAAGACUGUUUAAAUUAGAGGUUUAGAGUUGUUACCAUUAUAAUAUAAUGAUCAUACUUUGUUUGGUGUUCAAACAUGUUGAAUAAAACAAUAUAUCUAUCCUUCAUUCCAAUUUAA
Helianthus annuus (common sunflower) is the source of this 1856-nucleotide messenger RNA. RefSeq names its product cell division protein FtsZ homolog 2-2, chloroplastic. The transcript is spliced from 8 exons. Gene Ontology annotation, biological process: chloroplast fission. The record is from RefSeq and is a predicted model, not a curated record. Gene Ontology annotation, molecular function: GTPase activity; GTP binding. Lineage: Eukaryota; Viridiplantae; Streptophyta; Magnoliopsida; Asterales; Asteraceae. Gene Ontology annotation, cellular component: cytoplasm; chloroplast. Bases 230 to 1645 code for a protein of 471 amino acids.